GUGCUAUUCACAGUUCGUGCUCCGAUAAGAGUAACAAUAUUAUCAUAACUGUUACUGCCAUUUAGAAGUCUGAAAUCGGUACAUACAGAUCGAAGAUGAAGUUAAAAGUACUCCAAAUUUUCAUACUAUUUGUUUUAAAUUCGCCACUUGGCCACUCGAGAGACGCUCAGAAUGCAGACUACAUUCAAUCAAAAAGGAAAAACUUCAUCACGGACUUCAUACGAUACGCGAAGGCCGACCAUGCAAACAUGGAGAUGAUCACGGAUUUCAUCCAUGACUCGCUAGAUCCACAGGCUUUAGUUGAGAUAAUUCGGGGUUAUGGGAAGACGAAUAACAAUAGUUUGGCUCUGAAUAUAGCAAAGUUUAUACCCAAGGCUCUAGAUCUCUACGAGAAUUUGAGAAGUCCAAACAGCACUUUUCCUAAAAAUCGGUGUUCGAGGGCGAUCAAGAUUUGGUUUGAACGGUUGAAAGUUUGGGAUGAAUGGGCUCUGAGUAUGUUGGAUGCAAAUGCCAAACCUCAGACAGGCCUUUUGCAAGGAAACAUCGUGGAAGUUGGGAAUAUAGAUGAAUGUGCACAGAUUAAAGCCACUGUGGGAAAUGAAACUAUUAGAGGAAAAUAUUGCUCAACGGUUGGUAACACCAAGAGAAUAUAUAAGUUAGUUCUGCCGGAUAACAUGAUGGUAAAAGAUGUGGACUUUUCAUACGGUUUGUGCAUACCUGACGUAUGCAAUGAAGACGAAAUUAACGAAAUAGUGCAUUAUAUAUCAGAUUCGUUGGAAAUUCCAUUUUAUCUCCAUUUCAUAGAAGACUUUUGCUUCGUGGAACAAACAAAGCCAUUGUCUACGAACGACAUGCUAGCGAUUGCAUUUUUCACAGUUACUGGAAUAAUAAUGUUUCUGAGCACCGUCUACGACAUAUUUAUAUUCCAGAGAAGAAAAGAAAGCGGCAAGCAAUUCAGCAUGCUCAUAGUCUUCUCUGUAUACACGAACAUGAAAAAAAUAACAUCCACUAAGAAAACAGAAAACGACUUGACCUGUUUAAAUGGGAUGAGGGUAAUAAGUAUGAUGUGGAUUAUUUUAGGCCAUUUGUACGGAAUUGUUUUGAUGAUGCCCAAAGCAAACUUCCUUGAUUUUCUUAAGGUCCACGAAUCAAUUGAAGGAGCUUUUCCAAUGGCAGCAAAUUUAGCGGUGGACACAUUCUUUGCAAUUGGCGGUCUUUUGGUAUCCUAUGCGUUUUUGACCUUAGAAGACAGGAAAAUUAGUAUAAACUUUUUCUGGUUCUAUCUUCAUAGAUUCAUAAGACUUACUCCUUCCCUGUUAGCCUUGAUCAUAUUUAGCGUCACACUUAUGGACAGAAUGGCAUACGGACCAUUUUGGACAUUAGCCGUUUACAAGAUCAAAAACACUUGUAUCAAAAAUUGGUGGUCAACUAUGUUGUACAUUCAAAAUUACGUGAAUCCAACGAACAUGUGUUUGAGUCACACCUGGUACAUAGCAGUUGACAUGCAGUUCUGCAUCAUUACCCCACCACUGUUGAUAAUGUUGAGAAGAAAACCAAAACUUACCCUGUCCUUUGUAGCCCUAAUGGGAGUGUUGAGCUGCACAGCAUUUUUCAUUUUAACUUGGUUUUAUGACAUAGGACCUUCUGCUGUAGGGUUUACUGACGUCGUCUUGAAGUACGUCUAUGUUACUCCACAUACUAGAGCUUCUACGUGGAUGAUAGGAUUUUUGUUUGGCUAUGUGUUGCAUAAUUUCAAAGGCAAACCACUGAAAUUAGCUACGUUUACCAAAACGAGUUCCUGGGUUGUGAUCAUGUCAGUAAUGAUUGGCCUUGUUCUUUAUCACAAACGGUUCUUGAACCAAGGCCCUUGGCCUCUUCUAGAAACAGCCCUUUUCAAUACUCUAACGAGGCCAUUAUGGAGCAUUGCGCUUUGUGGCAUCAUUUUUUUGUGUGUCUCUGGACACGGAGAUGUUAUUAACUCGUUUCUGUCCAAACCAAUAUUCUCCAUUCUGAUACGUUUGAAUUAUAACGUAUAUUUAACUCACGUAAUAGCUUUGGUAUAUACAUAUGGAUCCUUCAAGACGCCAUACUUUGGAGAAACGGGCAGAGUGCUAAUCGAUUUUUGGAGUAUAUACGCCUUAACGCUCGUUAUGGCAUUGAUAUGGACUCUGGCCUUCGAAAGUCCAUUUAUUGCCAUAGAACGAAAUUUGAGAAAAAAAAACGGGAAGAGCGAAGAAAGUGUGAAGGCUAAUAAUCACACUCCAGUGAACAACGCAUGAUGAUAAGUUUACAAAUGGCAAAUAUCAACUUCGUACUAAAUCUAGAAUAUAUUUUUAAUGGCCUAUAAAACCACAUGUAUUGACAGAUCUAUUUUACUGUAGUAAAUGUAUCAAUAACAAAUGUGAUCCUCUUCAGUGCAAUGACAGGUAACAGUUUGUUUUUUCUUUUCAAUAUUACAUUCCUAUGCAAUGUGUUACUCGAACAGUCUAAAAGUCCCGUAACAUGUUGGGAUUGAGCGAAGUCAUUCCGAAUUUUAAGAUGGCAUCGCGCAAAACCAGCAUAGCCCAGGACCGCCUUUAUAUUAUCCAGCCCUCCAAAACGACAAGCGAGUUUGAGGCUAUCUGUUCUUUUGUACCAGAUACGUCUCCCUCGUCCAUAAUUAUACUCGCUUGUCAUUUUGGACGGCUGAACGUAGUUUUUUGGGAACGUGAAUGCCUAUCCCAGGAGGCCUUGAGCUAUGCUGGUUUUGCAUAGUGCCAUCUUAAAAUUGAGAAUGGUGAGUUGACGCAAUCUCAACAUGUUCCCGAAGUUUCAGACUAUUGUAGUAACACACUGUAUAGCAAUGUGAAAAUGAAACGAAAAACAAACGAACUGGCAUCUGGAAGACAUACUAUAUAAAUCAAAUGAUUGAAACGUUUACUACAAGGCUGCGUUCUUAAAUUGUUUGACGUACCUGUUCCAUGCAUCCGGAAAUAGAACAAAGUAAUCCUUCUGGAACGUCAAAAGUACGCUUUCUACCCGUACUCAAAACCUUGAGAAUAAGACUGUCUUUCUCAUGGUUCAUUAUUUGUUUACUUUAUUUGGUUAGAAGACACAGUGCUUAAAUUUUUUAAAUAUAUAUUUUCACGAUAACUGGAUAGCAUUUCUCAUGAUAAAUAUAAUGGUCGCAGUAAACGUGGUUAGAAAUUAGUCGGCUGUCAUCAAGUGUGGUUACAUGACUGUAAUAAUUUAUGCGGUCUAAAAAUAAAGUUUCAUUACAUUCCAUUACUGUGUAAUUUACAUUACCAAGUGAUUUGAAAACGCACCUCAGAAAAAAGAUCUGUCAAUACAUGUGGUUUUAUUGGCCAGACAAGCAUGAGGAAUUAUCGACAUGUAAACCACAGAAUAAGUUUCAGAUAUUACAAUUUUGUCUUUUUGUUUGAUAGUAAUGUUUUGUUUAUAACUUUAUACGACCAAGAAAUAAAUACAAUAAAAAUAAAAUA
Molecule: messenger RNA, 3482 nt
Organism: Acanthoscelides obtectus
Lineage: Eukaryota; Metazoa; Arthropoda; Insecta; Coleoptera; Chrysomelidae
Source: the annotation of a GenBank genome assembly